CACACUUAUUGCACUUAUUCCAAUUGGAAAGGCAACAGUGUUCGCGUCGCGGAAGAAACACGAAAGAAAUACAGCGAGAAGCACUGCAAAUGCAUUGAUUACAUUUGAAGUACAACCGCGAUUAGAGGAAGUGUCUCAGUAGACAUUCGAAUUGGCCUUACAAGUUGGCAAAAGUGUUAUAAAAGAGAAGCGCGGAGGUGUGCCAAGAGCAAAUUCUUUUGCAUUCGCUUUGAACCGCUUUCAUCGCGAGUUCCCGUUUCUCUGUGUGCGUGAGCAAAGAGCGUGUGCAAAUAACUUUUUGCCGCGUUGUCCGCCUGCUGCGAAUUUCCAACCAAAAGAGGACAGCGAGAGCUCCGCGAAGAGAGGAUCGAGUGAUCGGGUGAAUGUCGCUGAAACACCAGAAGCAAUCCUACCAACCGCUCCCAACGGCGGCCGCCAUGGACAACCCGGCGAUGAUCCAGAGCAGCGGUAGCAGUGGGAGCAGCUCCUCCGAGGAGGGCGGCAGUCGCGAGGAUGUGGCCAAUCUCUCGCCGCUCGGACUGCCUACGACCUACUCGUCACAGCAAUUGAUGCCCUCGGAUACGGACAGCAUGGAGGAGGAGCGCCACCGCCUGCGUCCCCACCACCAUCACCACCACCCACUGGGCGAGCACCACCACAUCCCGGGCAUACCACCAUCCGCCGCUGUGCCAUCGCGUCUCUCCAGCGUGGGCAGAUCGCAGUGGUUCACCGUCACCGUGCUAUGCUUCGUUAACCUCAUCAACUACAUGGAUCGCUUCACGAUCGCAGGAGUCCUCACAGAUGUCCGAACUGAUUUCGAUAUUGGCAAUGACAGUGCCGGACUUCUCCAGACCGUCUUCGUUAUCUCGUAUAUGGUGUGCGCCCCCAUCUUCGGCUAUCUGGGCGAUCGCUACUCCCGCCCCUGGAUAAUGGCGGUGGGCGUGGGUCUGUGGAGCACCACCACCCUACUGGGGUCGUUCAUGAAGCAGUUUGGCUGGUUCAUCGCCUUCAGGGCGCUGGUCGGGAUCGGCGAGGCAUCGUACAGCACCAUCGCACCGACGAUCAUCUCGGAUCUGUUCGUGCACGACAUGCGCUCCAAGAUGCUGGCACUGUUCUACUUUGCCAUACCCGUGGGAUCCGGUCUGGGAUACAUUGUGGGAUCCAAGACGGCGCACCUGGCCAACGAUUGGCGCUGGGCUCUGAGGGUCACGCCCAUUCUAGGCAUUGUGGCCGUUUUCCUCAUCUUGCUCAUCAAGGAUCCGGUGCGGGGUCACAGCGAGGGAUCGCACAAUCUGGAGGCCACUACCUACAAGCAGGACAUCAAGGCGUUGGUCAAGAACCGUUCCUUCAUGCUCUCCACGGCUGGAUUCACGUGCGUUGCCUUCGUGGCCGGUGCUCUGGCCUGGUGGGGACCUUCCUUCAUCUAUCUAGGCAUGAAGAUGCAGCCCGGCAACGAGAAUAUUGUCCAGGACGAUGUUGCGUUCAACUUCGGAGUCAUCACCAUGUUGGCGGGCCUGCUGGGCGUGCCGCUGGGCUCGUUCCUGUCCCAGUACCUGGUUAAGCGUUAUCCCACGGCGGAUCCGGUGAUCUGCGCCUUUGGGCUGCUCGUGAGCGCGCCGCUGCUGACGGGCGCCUGUCUCCUGGUCAACAGCAAUUCGGUUGGCACCUAUGCAUUCAUAUUUUUCGGGCAGUUAGCUUUAAAUUUGAAUUGGGCAAUUGUUGCGGACAUACUGCUGUAUGUGGUGGUUCCCACGCGGCGUUCUACAGCCGAGGCCUUCCAAAUCCUCAUCUCGCACGCACUGGGCGAUGCCGGCAGUCCGUAUUUGGUGGGCGCAAUCUCCGAGGCCAUCAUGAAGCACCUGCACAAGAACCCCAGCGACUCUGGACUGACCACCGAGCUGCGAAGCAUGUCCCAAGUGGCAGGAUCCGCGAUCAGCAAUGCCACCCAGGUGAUCACGGAAGCCACCACCAGUUUGAUCGAAACAGCGCGCUCGGCAGCAUCGCAGGAGUACUCUGAUGUGGAGCAGUUCGAGGGACUGCAGUAUGCGCUCUUCUCCACCAGUUUUGUGGAGGUGCUGGGUGGCAUUUUCUUCAUAUUCACCGCCUGCUUCAUCAUCAAAGACAAGUACAAUGCCACACGAGGACUGCAAAAUGCCACGGCUCAGCAACAGCAGCGGGAUGAGCGCGGUCAGAUUGCCUAAUACCAGCCGAUUCUGGAGGUUAUGCUGCGCACUCAGAGCUCCGAUGGCAUGCCGGGUGAACUGAUACUGACUGAAAACCAUCUUUAAUUUAAUUUACGGUCACUCGCACCACGCACAUCCCGCAUCGGAUCGUACUGGGCGCUUACGGGGAUGGGGACACCUUGCUCAGUUGGGCUAACAAGUCCCCGAUGUUCAUGUUCCUAUUGGGAAGGAUCGGAGGAAGGAGGAAAUGGGGGAAAGGACCACCAUGCCAACACGUUCAAGCACGCCACACCGAUUUGUAGAUAUAUAUACAAACAAAAUCAAAAACUCUCACCCAGGCACUCAAUCACUCACCAAGUCAUAACAUUACACAGAUCAUUUUACUUGUAAACGUCAAAGGUCUUGGGUACCCAGGAUACCUUGCUUCAUCCACGUAGUCGUAGAUAGGUCUAGCUCUGGUAUUUUAGACUAAAUCAAAGUUAGCAAGAGUUUCAAGCGGACUCGCAUUCGAAGAAGUGCUCCCUCAGAUCGGAUAAUGUAAAUAGAUUAUCUCUGGCAUCGAAUGCGUAGGUCGUGCAGUUUGGAUAUUUAUAUUAACGAGUGUAUAUUUAAUAUGAAUUGUAAAUAUAGAUAAGCACCGGGCCAUUGUAUAAGUGCGUAGUCUAUUUAAUCAAUUUUAUCAUAACGCCUUAGUUUUACACUGAACAUAAUUUUAAUCAUAGCUUUAGUUAGUUGUGUAACGAAUUGGAGAAAUGUGUGCACCCUCAGCAAUUACUGAAUAUUACAGCAAAACUAUUUUGAACCAAAACCAACACCAAUCAGUCCACGAGUUUGCUUUUUUUAUUUGUUGAAUCUCAAUCGAAUGCUAGCCUAAGUGGAACGCAAAUUGAAAGCGAAGACAUAAAGACUGCGAGCAAUAAAAUAUUGGUCCAUCGAUAUUUGGCUAAGAAUAAACCAAACUAAUUGUUUAGCAACUAAGGAAAUCAUCCGGGGCAAUAAAGAAACAUUUAAAAUCA
This is a messenger RNA of Drosophila mauritiana, 3199 nucleotides long. It is a transcript of the gene spin, whose product is annotated as protein spinster. Lineage: Eukaryota; Metazoa; Arthropoda; Insecta; Diptera; Drosophilidae. Bases 384 to 2201 code for a protein of 605 amino acids. The record is from RefSeq and is a predicted model, not a curated record. Gene Ontology annotation, biological process: transmembrane transport. Gene Ontology annotation, molecular function: transmembrane transporter activity. Gene Ontology annotation, cellular component: membrane. The transcript has 8 exons.